CUUGCUAACACAGUCAGUCAGACUGCAGCAAGCUCAGCUCUAUCCCAGCCUUUGCCUGGGAGAAAAGUGCACUCUCUAGUAGAGAGUCGCUGAUCCUUUUGGCUUCUUGGGUUUGUUUGGGUUUCCCCCACACACACACCUUUAGUUGCUGUUGUUACUUAAUUAUAUCCCUAAUCCUGGAUGCAGUUGCUGGAUUCUUCAGUACAAGUCUUCAUGAACAAGCUGCACCGCUUAGAGAUUUCACGGCAUUCAAAGGUCACAGAACUGCCACUAUGGUUAAAUGUCUUGUUUAAUGGUUGAGAGGUGUGGAGAAAUCUCAUUUGAUAGUCCUGAUCAGAAUGCCAAAUGUGUUUGCAUGCUAGGAGAUGCACGGGUGAGAGGUCAGACAGGGGUUCUCUCUGAACGCCGUGGUUCCUACCCGUUCAUAGACUUCCGUCUUCUCAACAAUACAACACACUCAGGGGAAAUUGGCACCAAGAAAAAGGUGAAAAGACUGUUAAGCUUUCAGAGAUAUUUCCAUGCAUCCAGGCUGUUGCGUGGAAUUGUACCACAAGCCUCUCUGUACUUACUGGAUGAAGACUACCUUGGACAAGCAAGGCACAUGCUAUCCAAAGUGGGAAUGUGGGAUUUUGACAUUUUCUUGUUUGACCGUUUGACAAAUGGAAAUAGCCUGGUAACAUUGCUGUGCCACCUCUUCAAUGUGCAUGGGCUUAUUCACCAUUUCCAGUUAGACAUGGUUACAUUACAUAGGUUUUUAGUUAUGGUUCAAGAAGAUUAUCACAGCCAAAACCCAUACCACAACGCUGUCCACGCUGCUGACGUCACUCAAGCUAUGCACUGCUACCUAAAGGAGCCCAAGCUUGCCAACUUCCUCACCCCUCUGGACAUUAUGCUUGGACUGCUAGCUGCUGCAGCGCACGAUGUAGACCAUCCAGGGGUCAACCAACCAUUUUUGAUCAAAACCAACCACCACCUUGCCAGCUUAUACCAGAAUGUCUCUGUGUUAGAAAAUCAUCACUGGAGAUCAACAAUAGGCAUGCUUCGAGAAUCAAGGCUCCUUGCCCAUCUACCAAAGGAAAUGACCCAGGAUAUCGAACAGCAGCUGGGUUCCCUCAUCUUGGCAACAGACAUCAAUAGACAGAAUGAGUUUUUGAGCCGGUUGAAAGCUCACCUCGAAAAUAAGGAUCUGAGAUUGGAGGAUGCACCAGACAGACAUUUUAUGCUGCAGAUCGCGCUGAAGUGUGCUGACAUUUGCAAUCCUUGCCGGCUCUGGCAGAUGAGCAAGCAGUGGAGUGAAAGGGUCUGUGAGGAAUUCUACCGGCAAGGUGAUCUGGAACAAAAAUUUGAAUUGGAAAUAAGCCCUCUUUGUAAUCAGCAGAAGGACUCCAUACCUAGUAUACAAAUUGGUUUCAUGACCUACAUCGUAGAGCCGCUCUUUGAGGAAUGGGCCAGGUUUACAGGAGACACUCCCCUAUCCGAAAAUAUGCUAAGCCAUCUCAGGAGGAACAAGGCCAAGUGGAGGAGUUUGCUCCACAAGCAACACAGCAGUAGCCGGAGCAAUGACCACUCAGGUCAAGUGACUGAAAAUGAAGAGCAGACUUUAAAUGAAGGCGACAUCCCAUAGUGCCAGUUUUGACUCUUCCUUAUAGUACUGCUGCAUCGUCUUUGUUAGUCACAACAGUAAGCCAAAUCGUCAGGAACUGCGAGGCCGUCAUCAACAAUGUGGAAAGGGAAGAAAAAGGGAAGCAGAAGUUAUAAGGGUCCUCAUGAAUAAACCCUCCCUACUUCUGAGUUUCAAAUCUGAGCUCCUUUGAAUUCACUCCCUCCUCUUCCUUAUCCUUCUACAUAUAUCUGAAGCCAUUCAUCACUUCUGAUCAUUAACUGCUUGAAUAAGGAACUCCGUUCAGUAGUGAUGAAGCUGGGCCAGUAAGUGGCUACCAACUAACGGGGAGGAUUAGAGAGAAAGCAUGGGAGACGCCAACAUAUUUCAUUCACCCUGGCUCAUAUUGUGAUAGGUGGCUGUAUAUAGGCCCAGAGCGCCAUACAGUUUUAAGUCUGGCAGCUGGACUGCGCAUUAAACCACCAGCAUCUUUAGAACUCAGAGGACAUUGGCUGAGUGAAAGUGCACAGAGGAGAGAAUCUCAUUAUUUUAAUAAUUAAAAUAAUUAAAAAACCUUUUUAACUUUUGUAUUCUGUGCACUAGACAACAGAUCAAGAAACCUUGGACUGAGGUAACUCUAUGUACAUACAACUCAAGUGAGACAAGGCUCAUUUGGUUAAUCAUUUUUAUGCCACUUUAGAUAAGAGACGGAUAUCUUCUCACUGUAGGGAACAGCAGUCCCUAGCAAAUGAAAGGGAAGGUGUUGUACAGUCUAAACCUUUGCAACAUUAUCAGAUCUAUCUUUUUGAUGACUGUUUCAAUGACAUGUUUAUAUCCAUGUGUACAUUUUCUGUAAAUACAAAGCGCUACUGAUUCCCAUGCCAAAAUACUGAAGUAUUAUGGGAUUGCUACCUGUAUAAACAAUGGCACUGUGAACAGAAUACUGUUAGUUUUAAUACAAGAGAAAGCAUUUGUAAAUAUGGUAAAGAGUUUAUUAAUACACUAUUGUUUGCAGAUAAAGGCCUUAACUUUUAGCAUCCUUCACUGCUAGCUGUUCAAAUCAUAGCAUCUGAAAUAUCUUUUCAUUUUCAGCCUUCCAGCAGAGGUCAUAAAAGAAUGAAAUCUGUCAGGGCAUUUUCUGGAAACUUCACAUGCAUUCCAUAUGAAUUCAUAUUGUUUAAUCCAGGGCAUAGUGCACACUCAGUCUAAUCAGCUGCUUCACAAAGCCUGAAGAUAUUUUUUUUUAAACCACAGCAAUAUUACACAAUCUAUUUUACAGUUCAAGCUGGUAAACAUAUAAUCAUGAGUUUUAAUUUUUAUUAAGUAGCAGAGUAGUCUACAAUGCCAGACACACCCAAGUGAGGGUUGGAUGCUGGUUUUGAUCCUGGCAUCCUGGCAGUUCUAGAUUCCAUUUGCUUUCUCAAAUGAUGCAGAACUGUAAUGUCACUUUUUAUUUAUUUAUUUUUUAGUCUUUAGCUAAGUUUUUAGGUAUUUUCCCCCAUCUUAAUAAAAAUACUUUACCCAGAUUUUAUCAUUUUUAAAUCUCAGUUAAUGAGUGAAAAUACGUUGUAGCCAAUCUAGUAAGUUCCUGCUUAACUAUUACUGGAAGUAGUUAUGUGGGAGCUUCCCCUUCUCGCUUCCAAUAUUUUGAAAGAUAUGCAUUGUAGCCUACCCCAUAAACAUCCUCUGUUGAGACAUUCAUUGGAACCUGUUCCUUAAGUUCCUCCAGUCAGAUGAGACUUCGACCUGGGGCACUAACUCGUGUUAG
Molecule: messenger RNA, 3368 nt
Organism: Terrapene triunguis (Three-toed box turtle)
Lineage: Eukaryota; Metazoa; Chordata; Testudines; Emydidae
Gene: PDE7B
Product: phosphodiesterase 7B
Exons: 13
Coding region: 281-1624 (447 amino acids)
Molecular function (GO): 3',5'-cyclic-AMP phosphodiesterase activity
Source: RefSeq, a predicted model, not a curated record